CAGUGUACAUGGUACUUGGUAGUCAGACGUCAGUUGCAGUUUGCCGGGUCACGCGUACGCCUGCGCUGCUUUGUCGUCCGGUCGAACAAUCGCUUUACGUUUGAAUAUAAUAUAAUAUUGUGCCUACGAUCUACAUCACGUUGAUUUGUCAUCGUUUUGUUUUCUACACAAUACGAGCAGAGCGUCAGGUGGCAUUUUCAGCGAUUUCGUGGUCAAAACCCUGCACAUUGUACUCCAUAAAUAUUAUAUGCAUCUUUUUUCCCGCCGGACGGUGACAUAAUAAUAUUAUCUGCAACUUCCCGCGCCCAGCGUUUUCCCCCAACACACUCUGUCAGUCGAGAUGGGUGACUGCGGCGAUGGCGAGGACGAGUUUGAAGACGCCCUGGAGGUGAUUCCGGCGCACUGUAAAAUGGACUUGAAUACUGCUUUAUCGGAUUCAAAAAUUGCUAUACAUUUGUUUUUCAACAAUAAAUUUGACGAGGCUCAACAUAUAUUGGAACCAUGGGUUGGAACGAGUAUGUAUCACACCAUUGGGAGAUCAAUUUUUUUGUUUCUAGAAGCUUUACUCACAUUUGAACAGGCGAGCAUACAAAAAGCGUCCGCGGCGCUGAAAUCCAGUAUCCGUUUGUGCAAUUCGUAUCGCAGAAAAACCACGCUGACGCAGUCCAUCGGGAACAUAAUGAAAAAGCCUAACUACGACUCGUACACUCCGGACGAGUUGCACGCUGAACUGUGUUUUGCCGAAGCACUGUUACUCAAAGCGCUGUUGACAUUCAUCGAGGAUGAGACGUUAGUCAGUUUCAUCCGCGCUGGCAUUAAAAUACGAUCUUGCUACAAUUCGUACAAAGAAUGUAACGUCAUACUUACCUCUCGCGCAUGGUCCGAAAACGAGAAGUCUUACAAAGAACAUUUCGAGAGCGGCGUGCGUCUGGGUAUUGGAGCUUUUAAUCUGAUGAUUUCGUUACUGCCGUCGAAAAUAAUCAAACUACUGGAAUUCAUCGGAUUUUCCGGGAGCAAAGAACAGGGCCUUGCCGAACUUGAAUUGUGUUACCAAGUGCCACAUGGACUGAGGCACGUCUUGUGCGUGCUUACCAUGCUCACGUACCACCUGGUCGUGGUGUACGUUUUCAGUCAGGAGGAAGGUGACUUGGAGUUUUGUGACGCAGCGCUGCGACAACAGCUGACGCUGUAUCCAAACGGUGCGUGGUUCUUGUACUUCAAAGGGCGCCUGGAGUUUAUGCGCGGUGACGUGGACGACGCAAUCAAGUGGUACACGGCUUCGGUGGAGUCCCAAGACUCGUGGCCACAAUUCCACCACAUAUGCUACUGGGAACUGUGCUGGGCCAAUUGCGUUGCCUUAAACUGGAAAAGGGCAGAAACGUACGCAGCCAAAUUGGCCGAGCAGAGCAAGUGGUCACGCACUACAUACAACUACCAGCGCGCGUGCAUAAUGCUCAUGCGAGGAUACAACUGUCUGUCCCGCGACGAGCUCAAUACGGUCAACCAGCUAAUGGCCGACGUGCCCAAAUACAAACAGAGGAUCGCUGGGAAAUCGUUACCAAUGGAAAAAUUUGCCGUGAAGAGAUCUCAAAGGUUUACCAAUCAGAACAAUCGGCUGUUCAUGCCCGCCAUUGAAUUGCUGUACUUGUGGAACUUGUUCAACGUGUUCGGAAAACGCAAGUCAUUGUGCGACAAUCUGUACAGACUCAUUGACAAAAACACAAAGGACCUUGAAAAAAAUCCUGGGCAAUACGGAAGUGAAUACGAGUACGACAACAAGGCACUCGGGUGUCUGCUGAAAGGAGUUUGUCUGCGCAUUAUGAACAGCCCGCUGCACGCAGAAGAGUGUCUCAAGUCCGUCGUGUCGAUGGAGAAGAAAAUCAAGGAGGACCGUUUCUUGGUUCCAUACGCGCACGUGGAGCUGGCGUUUUUGUACAAAUCCAAAGGCAACCUGGACAAGGCGGCGUAUUACCUCGAAACGGCAAAAAAAAAUUACUCUGGUUAUUCGCUGGAGACGAGACUGCAUUUUCAAAUCCAUUGUGCUUGGACCACGUUGAACGAGCGCAAAGCCAAAACCACAACGGACCAAAACGAUCUCGCGCCUGACAGUCAAUUCGACGACCACCAAUGAAAAUACCAACAUUUUACACCUACCUAAUACUAAUUAUACAUAUUAUUAUUAUUGUUGUUGUUGAACAUCGUCAGUCUAGGCCAUACGUUUAUAUUUUAAUUGUGUUGAGUUGUGCGAAGUAAUAUUAAAAUACGGAUAGAUAAAAUAUGUAAUACAAUAUAGUCAUAAUAUUAUAGUACCUACACGCCAAUCGUGUUUAGUGCGUGGUUAGUUGUUAAUUUAAUAAUUUAAUAUUAUAUUUCUGAUAAAUUAAUUAUUUCCAAAAAUGAAAAAGAAAAGACUCCAAUCGACACAUUCCCGUACGAAACCUCCGGACCCCUCCUCCGCCAACACCAAUCCGGUAAAGUACGAUUGAGCAUAUACCUUUUUAGCAACUAGAUUGAGGGUAGAAUAUUUCAUACAACGUCGCCACGUUAUCAAAUAUUAUUACACCAAUUAUUAGGAUAAGAAACCUAAACGAGCCACGAGCUGUAAACCGAGACCAACUUUGUUGAGAACGUUAUUAAAAAUACAAGAAUUGUUUUUAAAAGCUUUCGACCAAUAUUCAAAUCGUAGAAAAUAGAUACGGAAUAUCUGAUAAAUCAUUUUCAAGCCAACUUGGAAACAGAUAUCAAGAUAUGUACAUUUAAUUUAUUAUUAUUAUCAAUUUCAAAUCAGCAAGUAUGAUUCGGUAGGUACUUAAUUAUAUGUAUUACCUACUAUUAUUGUCAUCAAAUAGGUAAAUUGGUAGAUUUAUGAAAUUUUUCUAUUAUUGACAAUGAAAUCAUGUUAUUUUUUAACUUUCACCAAUUUGCAUAAUGUAUUUCAAAAUUGUAAACGGUAACAUCGCAGAGUUUCUAAUGCUUAAUCGUGUAGGUUUUCUUUUGUAAAGAAGACAAUUUCUUUUGUAGCUCCUACAAGUUUACUCAAUCUUGUCGUCAUUUAGGUGUUUUAUACUCAAUCGUAUUGUAGCCAACCAACCAAACUCGUUUAUGUCAUCGUGAUGAUGAUAAAUAUUAAAUAUUUACAUUUUUUGUGGUUUCGGCACAUUAGCUCCAUUUUUCGUACUGCAACUAUAGAUUCUCUUAUUUUGGUUAAAUCCAAUUUCCACUAAACGACCAAACUAUGUUUACAUAAUAAUUUGAUAUAUUCUGUUAAAUACCUACCUAUCCAUAAACUACGGUGUAAAUAAAAAGUCAGUUGUCGAUAGCUAAUGAUAUUAUAUUUGAUUUCUAAAACAUGAUCACAAAUUUGAUUUUUCGCAAUUGUCAAACUUAAACUAAACAAAUGUUUUCGACAAUUUAUAUUUUAUUUUGAUACGAAAUUCGAACCCUAUCUAAUAGUUAUACUGUUCAGAGAAAUUAUAAGAAAAAACGUGUAAUAAUCAACGUAUGAUAAAUUGUGGCCAAGGGCUUCAUUUGCAUUACAUAAGAGGCUACGACUGAAUAUUAUAGAUGCAGUAUUUAUAUUUUAUAGAUUUGUUAUUGACAUUUUUUGACUAAUUAGUUUAUUGUCAUAAAAAUAACAGCAUGUUGUAAUGUUAAGUUUUAUGAUAAAAGGUGAUCGUUUCUUUUGGAUUUUAAUUAUUUUUAGCUAGAAAUAUAUAUUACAUUUAUUGAACAUUUAAAAAUAAUUAAGUCUUAAAUUAUCUUAAAUUAUCUUCUAAAAUAUUAAAAAAAUAUCUUAAAACUAAAACAUUACCUACCUUAACCGUUGCUGUACCUAUACAUUAUUCCACCUGAGACCCAUUUGAUUUUACGGCGUCCAACUUUAUGGGGGCGCAGCAAAUGUUUCUAAUAUCAAAUGUAUUUAGAGACUCCAAUCUAAAGUAAUUCAAAUUAUAUCAAAAACCCAAUUCUAAGGGGCUUUUCGCUCAGAUUUAAAAAUACCCACUGCCAAAAAUCUCUAUUAUGAGCAGUUAAUCGCCUAAACCGCCACCCCAACUUCCUAACGAUCUAUAGAUCCUAUUCUCGACCUACUUUGUAUCAGAGGAUUGAGGAGUACAAAGAGGGAAUUGAAUAUCCAUUAUUAAAACAUUCAAACAAGUUCGCAACACCAAUGUGAAUCAAAUUACGCCACUGGGUGGGUUAGAUAUACUAUAUGAAAGAAAACAUUCCUACAGCGAUUAUAUUAAUUGCUCAUUAUUUUGAACAUUAUGUUUUAUAAUUUAAAAGGUCAUGUUGAUUGCCGCUAUUGGUGAAGGUGGGGGUGAGGUCUCCGAUUACGAAAAUU
Messenger RNA from Myzus persicae (green peach aphid), 4342 nucleotides. RefSeq names its product tetratricopeptide repeat protein 39B-like. Bases 341 to 2131 code for a protein of 596 amino acids. The record is from RefSeq and is a predicted model, not a curated record. NCBI's taxonomy places the organism in Eukaryota, Metazoa, Arthropoda, Insecta, Hemiptera, Aphididae. The transcript is spliced from 14 exons. Gene Ontology annotation, molecular function: protein binding.